This is a messenger RNA of Fukomys damarensis (Damara mole-rat), 5604 nucleotides long. It is a transcript of the gene Spopl, whose product is annotated as speckle type BTB/POZ protein like. NCBI's taxonomy places the organism in Eukaryota, Metazoa, Chordata, Mammalia, Rodentia, Bathyergidae. Gene Ontology annotation, cellular component: nucleus; cytoplasm. Gene Ontology annotation, biological process: proteasome-mediated ubiquitin-dependent protein catabolic process; regulation of proteolysis. The record is from RefSeq and is a predicted model, not a curated record. The transcript has 11 exons. Gene Ontology annotation, molecular function: ubiquitin protein ligase binding. Bases 214 to 1392 code for a protein of 392 amino acids.
UCUGCGCCUGUGCCUUUCUGCCUUCUUUUCCUGCCAGUCCUCGCACACCGCCCGAAGCGAAAGGCGCUCUCCAGUCUACCUUAGCGCAGAGUCCACAUGCAGACCUCGUCCCAAACACUGACUCUAGAAACUAUCAUCUUCGUUAGCACAUUAUAGGAUAAAGUACUCACCUGUGUGGAUACUGCAUAAAUCCUAAAAGACUGCAAGGUGGCAAUGUCUCGGGAACCCACCCCACCUCUGCCUGGAGAUAUGUCCCCUGGCCCUAUAGCAGAAAGCUGGUGUUAUACACAGGUUAAAGUAGUAAAAUUUUCCUACAUGUGGACCAUUAAUAACUUCAGUUUUUGUCGAGAGGAAAUGGGUGAAGUGCUAAAAAGCUCAACAUUUUCAUCUGGUCCAAGUGACAAAAUGAAAUGGUGCCUGAGGGUAAACCCAAAGGGAUUAGAUGAUGAAAGUAAAGACUACUUGUCCUUAUAUUUGCUUUUAGUCAGCUGCCCCAAAAGUGAAGUUCGAGCAAAAUUCAAAUUUUCCCUUCUGAAUGCUAAAAGGGAAGAAACAAAAGCAAUGGAAAGCCAAAGAGCCUAUCGAUUUGUACAAGGGAAGGACUGGGGAUUUAAAAAAUUCAUUAGAAGGGAUUUUUUGCUUGAUGAAGCUAAUGGUCUUUUGCCAGAUGACAAGCUUACAUUAUUUUGUGAGGUGAGUGUGGUUCAAGAUUCUGUAAAUAUAUCAGGACAUACUAAUACAAAUACUUUGAAGGUGCCUGAAUGUCGACUAGCAGAAGAUUUGGGUAAUCUCUGGGAAAACACAAGAUUUACAGAUUGCAGUUUUUUUGUGAGAGGACAAGAAUUUAAAGCUCAUAAAUCUGUGCUUGCAGCUCGAUCUCCAGUUUUUAAUGCGAUGUUUGAACAUGAAAUGGAAGAAAGCAAAAAGAAUCGAGUGGAAAUAAAUGAUGUAGACCCCGAGGUUUUUAAAGAAAUGAUGAGAUUCAUUUACACAGGGAAAGCACCAAAUCUUGAUAAAAUGGCUGACAACUUGUUGGCAGCUGCAGACAAAUAUGCACUGGAACGGCUGAAGGUCAUGUGUGAAGAAGCUUUGUGUAGUAACCUCUCAGUAGAAAAUGUUGCCGAUAUCCUUGUCCUUGCAGAUUUGCACAGUGCUGAACAGUUGAAAGCACAAGCCAUAGACUUUAUUAAUAGGUGCAGUGUACUUCGACAACUUGGGUGUAAAGAUGGGAAAAACUGGAACAGCAACCAAGCCACUGACAUAAUGGAAACAUCAGGGUGGAAGUCUAUGAUUCAGUCUCACCCUCACUUAGUAGCAGAAGCCUUCCGAGCACUAGCAUCUGCACAGUGUCCACAGUUUGGCAUUCCACGCAAACGGCUAAAGCAAUCCUGAAAUCUUCCAUGAACAGUAAAAAGAAAUGGAAUUGACUUUUACUCCUCCAGGUCCAGAAGGAUUCUAACACACAAACCAUAAGCGAGAGUUGUUUCUGUUUUCUUGUCUGCAGAACAGAAGCUGAAAAGGCAUAUUGCUUGCAUUUCAGGUGGAUAAUUUAUGGUUUUAUACUUCAGCUUUAAAUUAGACUGAUUAAUUCACUUCAAGGCCUUAAAUUAUCUUCAGUGACUUCUCUUGUUCAUAUAAUACUUUAAUUUUUUUUAUUGUGCCUUGUCAUUUUGACCAAGGCUAUGCAGGAUUGCACUAGCUCCAUAAUGCAGUAAUAUUGAUAACUGAAGAUAAUAAGUUUCAAAAGGAUCUUCCAUUGUUUUGAGAAAGGAAAACUGAAUUUUAUAGGACUUGUCCUAAGCUAUUUCAACAUGUAAAACUAUGUUCUCCUUUAAAGCACUUGUAUUGUAUGUCCAAUCUAAGUUCUAUAAAUACAGGAGAACCUGCUUACCUUGAGGGUAGGUUAUGGCAAUACACUGCUUCAAUUCUAAUUUAUUUUUCGUUUCAAGGGGCAAAUAUGCAAUGAAUUGGCCCAAAUUAUGCUAAAAUUUGUGAUGUUUGUCUGUGUUAACUGUCCAAGAAACUGUGGGUGUGUCCAAGUUUACAAUGGUAGAGAAAUGAUUGAGGUUAAGAUUUCAAUAAGAAGAAAGCAUGUUUUAUGCUGAAGUAAUUUUUUUUAAUUUAUAAUGAUCUACAUUUAUAUGAAGAAUUCUGUACAUGUUAAAAAUAAGGUUGACCAAAUGUAAAUUUAAUGAGUGGGCCAAGUAAGAAAAAUAUAUAUGCACUUUUAAUGUGUAACUUUUCUAUGCUGAAUGGUACAUAUAUUUUUUGCUUUUGAGGGAAUUAAUAAUGUAUAAUUAUGUUUUAACUUUUCAAAGAAGUUUUUAAGACAAAGGGAGGAAACUAGGAUGUUUGUGAUAAUUGAUAGGAAAGAGAUCUUUGAUUAUAGGUAAAUUGGUUUGGAUUUCAGAUGUUCCUUAUUGAAUUCCUAUUUUAUCAUAGUUUGGAAAAGGCACCUGAACAAUAAAUGAAUUCUGGACAGUUUGCCUUCCUUCAAACAGUGAACAAAUAUUAUUUGCCCAUGGAAGAUGCAUAGUAAAGGAGAGAACCCUUAGACUGUCAGUCCAUGCUAUGAAGCUUUUUUCUCCCCUUACUUUCUUCUUUGUGUUUCAGUUACUGUACUAACAUUGUGGAUUAUUGAAAUUCUGCAUAAUGUGAACAGGAUAAACUAUUUUAUAAACUGCUUUUCAUGGGCCAGUUUUUAUUACAAGUGAAUUUUAGCUUUAAACACACACAAAACAUUCACUGAUAGUUGUAAGGUUUGUUCUGGGUCCUUGUUCUGGAGAAGCAGGUGUGAUUGGUAUCAGAGAACCACAUCUGACCCACUGUCAUGGUGACAGUGUUCUGCUUAGGCAAGAUUUAUAUUUGACCACAAGAGGAAAAGUGUCACUGGAAAAAAAUGUGCAUACUUGUAUCUUUGCAUAUUUAACUUUAUUUUCCAGAGUAAAAUUUGUUUAUUUUAGUUUUUGCAUUCAGGACAAAGAAAAACGAUGAAGCUUGAAAUUAUAAAAUAGAUGUUAUUUUUGCUCUUUGUUAGAUGUUAACUGAAGUGAUCCUAAUGUAUAAAGAGUGAUUCGUAUUUACAUUGAACACUGUCCAGUAAGCAUUUAUUAUUCAAAACAGUCUAGAGUUUUGAAAAGAUCAUACUGUCAGUUAUUUUAGUUUGAGUCUUCACUGUGUAACUUAAAUUUAAAAUUUGAAGAAUCCCUUAGAAUAGAAGAAAGAUUCUGACCUAGAAAUGGAUUUUAUCCUGUAUAAGAGUAUAAUGGCAGGUAGAAAUUCACUUUCCGAAUUUCACCUUAAGAUUAAGCCUCUGAAAUUCAUGAUGUUCAAUUUUAUUUUAUUGGUUCAUUUGUGUUUUUUGAGACAAGGUCUUGCUAUAUAGUCCAGGCUGGCCUCAAAGCCACUAAGUAGCUCCAGCUGGCCUUGAACUUGUGGUGAUGAUCCUGUCUCAGCAGUCCUUUUGCUGGAAUUACAGGCAUUCAUCACCACGCCCAGUAUGAUGUACAAUUUUAAAAAUACACACAUAUACUUGUAUGAUUUUUCGAGGAUCUUAUUUAUAAGAAAACAAAAAUUCUGUCUGGCUAUAGAAUUACGUUAUCACAUAUUAAAAAUGGUGUAUCCAUUUAUACCAAAUGCACACCAUGCCAGUACAUUGUGAAUUAAUUAACUGAUUCAGCCUACAUUCUAACUACAUGUACUUCCAUAACACCAUUUAGUAAGCAUUUCAGCUUCCUAACUCCAGUGUUUAUUUCAAAUCUUAAGGAUUUUAUUAUAAAGAUUUUUUUAAGUUUGGUAGCACAUUUUGUACCCAAAAUGUCAAACACUGUGCUGUAAUUAUGAAUAUUCAUUUUUGUAGAAAUGUCCACUUUUCAAAUAAGAUAAUGCCUACCAUUAUACUAAUAGAAUUGUAUGGUAGUUGAUUUAUUUUUUUAUUUAUUAUGUAUAUUUUUAGUAUAGUUUUCUUGAGGCAGUGAUAAAAAAGAAACUGUUAAUGUAUUCUUAUGUGAGUGCUCUACUAGCUUUCCCCACCCUUUCCACCAUCUUAAACUGCAUACAUUUUAUUUAAAAUAGGCAGUUUCUGUCUAGAGCAGAUUUGCCUUACUAUAAGUCUGCUCCUAUUUUUCUUUUAUUAACUGAGAAGGCUUUUGCUUAGAAAGUAGUGACUGGUUUUAAAUAUAACACAAUUGAAAAGUAGCCAUUGGAUAACUUUCUUCCAACUAAGAAUUAGAAACUCUCUAUUUGUGCCUUUUUCAUUUUUUAAUUUUAAUGUGUACUGGUAUUUGGAGCACAAAUAUGAAGGUGCCAUAAUAUGGCUUACCAAUGUUACCUCCUUAAUUACUUGUGUCAUUGUCUUCAAAUAGUAAUUGGAGAACCUUGCAUGAAUUAUGUGGUCAUUUGGGGGGGGUAGUAUGUGUGUGUGUAUCUGUGCAUGUGUGUGUCUGUUCAUUUGGGCUUGUGUGUGAUAUGUUCAGAAGAGUGGAUUAUGAAGAUAGGACUCAGUUAAAUGUUGAACAUUCAGAUUAGUUGAAAUAUUUAAAUGUGCUUGAAUUUGAGGAACAAUUGACAUAGGAAUAAUUCUCAAAAAUGUGACUAAUUUACUGCAUGAUGAAAUGUAAAAACAGUGCCUUUUAAGGACAUCAAUUAUGUUUUAAAAUGGUAACAAAAAUCUCAAGUCAUGAACGUUAUUGAUUUUUUUUUAAUUAGACUUCAAAACUUAAAUUCUCAAAUGUAUAAUUUCUAAUUUUCCCAUUUAAAAUUUCGUGCAUAAAUUUAAAAUCCAAGUAAAAUUCAUUGUAAAAUUGUGGAUAAGAACUAAGGGUGUAGCGCUAGCAUGCAUGAGACUCUGGAUUCAAUCUGCAGCACUGCCGAAAUGCAGACAAAUAAUAAAUAGAUUCUGGAUCAUAGGUACUACCCACUGUUACUAAAAUGCAACAGGGACUUUGAUAAAUUAAGUUUUUGAAAAUCUAAUUCAGCAAGUUUUGAUUCUAGUCAUGUAGAGAGAAAUGAGCUAAUCUGACUGGACAUGCAUGCCAUUUAUGAUGGAUAAAGCAGUCAAUGUAUUCUGGAAAAGGGAGUGAGUGAGUUUGUUUUAGUGUUCUCAGAUUAUAAAAACAGCACUUUUCAGCACACAUAAGGGUAUUUUGCAAACCUCUUUUAUACAGGUUAUAAAAUGCUCUACUUUAUUUAAGUGUUCGUGGAAUAAUACAAAUUUUAGGUCCAGUUGAACAAAUAUUGAGUGCCUACCAUAUGCAAGACUUCUUCACUAGGAAUGAAAUCACACAGUGUCUUCUGUUUGUAGUAUGUGAACAUUAUGUUUGAAAGGAAUUCUUAUAUUUAAACCUUUUUCUGUUAUUAGAACUUAUUGUAUACUGUAAACUAUUUGAUUUUGCAUUCACUUUUUUAAAUUGAAGAUAAGACUUGAGUCCCAUUUUCGAAAAUAAAACUGCUAAAAUCAUUUAAGUAUUAGUUCUGAGGAAAAUUGACUUUCAAGAUUGACGUGUACAAGCUUACUGAACUUUUCAGCCUCAUUUUUAAUCAGUUGAUGUUAAUGAUGAGAUACAUGCUAUUUGUAUCUUGUUGCUGAAAAUAUUUUGCAUUUCA